ACAGCCCCAGUGAAGAGCCGGGGAGCCCCCAGCAGCACAAGCCCAAACAGCACCGUCCAUGAGGGCAGAAGCUGAAGAAGAAGAGGCAGGAGCCCGGGCUGGAGCCCGAGGCCAAACCACGGCGGCUGCGGGUGAAGAAGCCGAGUGAGGCAGGGGCUGCAGAGGAGGCUCCAGCCCCAGCACAGGGGGUGAAGAAGGUGAGGAAGAAGAAGGAGGAGAAGGGGGAGGAGGAGAGCGACAAGGACCCCUCCUCCAAAUUCACCAAGGAGCCUCGGAAGAAGAAAGAAAGCCUGGCCACCCGCUCCCAAGUUCCCAAGGGCUCCAAGAAGCCACAAGAGCCGGCUGAGGAUGAGGAUGAUGAGGAAGAGGAAGAAGAGGUGGAGAAUAAAAACCCGCCAAAAAAGCUCAAGAAGAAAGUUCCCAAAGAGCCCCUCUCAGGCGGGGGGGAGAAGAAGCUGAAGCUGAAGGAAGACAAGAGUGACCCUGACAGCAAAGCCAAAUCUGCCAAAAGCACCAAGAAGGAGCCAAUGUCCGUGUUCCAGGUGAAGAAGGAGAAGAAAAGCAAGAAGAAAGCUGCCACCAGCAGUGAUGAAGAGGAUGAUUCCGACUCCAGCACCAAACCCAUUAGGUCAGAGAAGAAGAAAAACCCAGCAUCCCUCUUUCAGACUGGUGGGGACCCCCCAAAAGAGAAAAAAUCCAAAAAGAAAGUUCCUCCCAAAGGGGCUGAGAGUGAGGAGGAGACCCAGGAGACCCUGCAGAAAAACUCCAACAAGAAGGGGAAAGCAAAGAAAUCAAAGAAGCAGAAGGAGGAGAGGCCCCCAUCCCCUGUCAUCGAGGUGGAAAACCUGGAGGAGUUCGUGCUGCAGCCAGCGCCGCAGGGCGUGACCGUCAAGUGCCGGGUGACACGGGACAAGAAGGGCAUGGACAGGGGGCUUUACCCCACCUACUACCUUCACUUGGACAACGACAAGAAGGUGUUUCUCCUUGCUGGGAGAAAGCGUAAGAAGAGCAAAACCUCCAACUACCUCAUCUCCAUCGACCCCACUGACCUGUCACGGGGUGGAGAGAACUUCAUUGGGAAGCUGAGAUCCAACCUGAUGGGAACGAGGUUCACCGUGUUCGACAACGGCGCCAACCCCGACAGGGCCAACGCUGACUGGUCCAACGUGCGGCAGGAGCUCUCGGCUGUGGUCUACGAGACCAACGUUUUAGGGUUCAAAGGCCCCCGGAAGAUGACUGUCAUCAUCCCUGGGAUGAAUGCUGACUGUGAGAGGGUGCCCAUCCGGCCCCGGAACGAUAACGACGGCCUCCUGAUGCGAUGGCAGAACAGGAACAUGGACAACGUGAUCGAGCUGCACAACAAAGCCCCAGUGUGGAACGAUGAGACCCAGUCCUACGUCCUCAAUUUCCACGGCCGGGUCACCCACGCCUCCGUCAAAAAUUUCCAGAUCGUGCACAGCAGUGACCCUGACUACAUCGUGAUGCAGUUUGGGCGUGUGGCAGAUGAUGCCUUCACCAUGGACUACAACUACCCCCUGUGCGCCGUGCAGGCCUUCGCCAUCGCCCUCUCCAGCUUCGACGGGAAGCUGGCCUGCGAGUAGCACCUCCCCGGGGCCACCGGGGCCACCGGGGCUGCUGCCAGGGUCCGGAGGAUGCUCCUGCACCCCUGUCCUGCUCUGGUCCCUGCAUUUCCACCUUCUUGCAGUCUCGGCUCUUCCUGAGGUGGUCCAAGGCACCUGGUGCCCACUGAGUGCUGUGGGAUGCUCACCCAGCUGCAGCCCCCCUGCCUCUCCAGGCAAAUUCAGGGAAAAUCGCUGGGCUGGGGUGAUGGCAGAGCCAGGCUGGAGGUGUAUUCAUAUUCAGCAGAUGAGGCUGACUGCAGUCCCUGUCUCAUCCCUUUGGACUCAGAUCCUGGAAACUCAUCUGCCCUCCCCCUGCUUUUUUUUUGUUGUUGUUGUUGUUGGGGUUUUUUGUUUUGCUUUUUUGUUUGUCUGGUUUUGUUUGUUUGUUUUUGGGGGUUGUUUAUUUGUUAUGGUUUAUGCUCAGUCUCCCAGUGAGAAGGGGGUAGGUGGUCUCCUCACUUUGUGUUUCCUCAUCCCUGCCCACAUACAGGUGGGCUCUGCCUAAGCUCCCACCUAAAGCCCCCAUCCCAGCUCGUUGCCCACCAGGCACAAAGGCCCUCUUUUGCCCCUUUUUGCCCUGGUGUGAGUGGAUGGCUGGUGCUCAUGGUGUGUUUGUACCCACUGGGUCUCACCCCACUGCCCAGAAAUUGCUUUUUAGGGAUUUGGGUCCCUGAGAAGCAGCCUGGCACCGGCAGCACACAGGCACGUGCCGAGGGGUGACAGUGCCAGCAGAGGAGGGCUGGCAGGCACGUGAGGCAGAGCUUGCAUUGCUGGCAGGUGGCCCAGCUGGGUCAGUGCUGCCAGGAGAGACCUGGAAGAGAAAACUCAGGGUGCACCAGGAAGCAGUGAGUGACUCAUGAGGUGUGGCGCGGUGCUGAGUCACGCUCAGCACCCAGACAGGCCCUGCUGAGCUCCCCGUGCCCUCAACCCUCACUGCCCCUUUACUCUGUGGUGCCCCUCCAGACCUCACGUGCCCCAGGUGUCCCCACAGCUGCCUCACUGCUGUUCUCUGUCCAUGAGAGGUGGUGGACAGAAGGUGCCCUGUCUUAGAUUGAUGGGGAGAUGCUGAAGAGAGGCAGCUCACUGGGAACAGGACAGCUCAUGCCCCCAGUUUCACCAGUUAUGGGGUGAGGAUUUGGCUGCGCAAACAAAUUUGAUUAAUUCAGUGGUGAGAAAAAUGGGGACAUGCCUAGGAGCCCUGAAAUGCCAUCCUCAGCUCUCUGGUGCUGUUUCUCACCUGCUCAGCUCACACACUGACUCCAGAACCUUGUGGGAUUCCCUUCCCAGGACAGAAAGGAGUUGUUCCCCCAUUCUGGGGGUGAUAUGAGCCCCCAGGUCAAUGCAGCUGAGAGGCAGCCACAGCAGAAAGGCUGAGGAGCAGAUGGAUGAGAUGGAUGUGAUUGUGCAAGAGGGAUGCUCAUCCUCUCUGGGCAGUGUCGCAACAUCACCAUGGGCUGAGCCCGGAGCGAGGAGCUGAGGACAGAUGACAGUGACAGGGGCACCAUGAGCUGCUGGACCACUGGUGAGCAUCUGCCCCAGUGGCUUUGCAGAUGGGAGUGGAGCUCUUCCCCAGCUGUAUGAAUCUGGGCUUCAUGAUUCUUGGGCAGAUGCUCGUGGUGGGGCAGGCAGAGGUGGACAGCUUGGGGACAAGCCAGCCCGCGUGGGACAUCAUCCAUCACCCACACAGCGAGCUCAGAGAACAUCUUGUGAGCUAAAGGGAGAACCAGCCACAGCAGUUCAGGGCCAGCAUCCCUGAUGAGGUAUGGCCAGCAAAUGUGGGGAAAGCAAGAGCUUUCUGCCCAAAUCCAGCCUCAAACCCAACAUCUGUUUGAAAUCGGGACGAGCUCUGCUAACGGUUGAGCCAAUGCUUGUCCCCAUUUCCUCCAGUGCAAGGAGAAAAGAAGCAGCCGGGUGAGAGAGAGGGCUUUGGGCUCCCCACAUUCUGUCUGCUGUUAUCCCAGCUGCUCCCCAGGUUGAUUCUCCCUCCCCUCAUCCAAAAAGUUUCCAUUUUCCUUUUGCCCGCUGUUGCUUGCAAACCCUUCAGUUUCCCCGGGCUUGUCCCCCGUGGCACAGCACAAUCCCUGUCACGGGUGUCCCUUGCAGUGUCACCCAAAGUCAGAGCAGCCACUGCAUCAGGCGCCCACCCCAAAUCCCUUUGACAAACCCUCUAACGCAAACCAACUGUGGCAGAAGAAACAAACGAAAACAAUUUAAUGGGGCGAUGGAUGUUCGGGCCCUUUGUUUGCGCUGGCUGUUAACACCAGAGGAGAUGAGGGAUGGAAGCAGUUGAAAUGUGGAUCUGCUCUGGCCGGCGGAAAGUGUGACGGAUGUGCCGGCAGACCAAUGGCUGAGGAUUGCCGGGGUGUGCGUGGGUGUGAAAGGAAUGCUUGCUGCAAGAAAAGAUAAAAAAAAAAAAAAAAAAGAAGAAGAAAGAGCCUUA
This is a messenger RNA of Haemorhous mexicanus (house finch), 4062 nucleotides long. It is a transcript of the gene TULP1, whose product is annotated as TUB like protein 1. The record is from RefSeq and is a predicted model, not a curated record. Gene Ontology annotation, molecular function: actin filament binding. Gene Ontology annotation, biological process: protein localization to cilium. The coding region runs from base 528 to 1601 and encodes 357 amino acids. The transcript has 13 exons. Gene Ontology annotation, cellular component: cilium. Lineage: Eukaryota; Metazoa; Chordata; Aves; Passeriformes; Fringillidae.